AGGGAAGUCUGAACUUCUUUCUUUCUUACCUUCACCUACCAUUUGUUUCUGUCUAUAACAAUGGCGACACCGCGCCUAGCCCCUCAGCUGUUUUCAGCUACAUGUUUUUCGAAAAGCGCGCAAACUACUAUUACUCCGCGCUCAGCUACUGCAGGCACAUAUUACUACCGAUGCCAUCUCCGACUGUCAUCGUCGCCGUUACCCUCGCCACUAGCACGUCGAGUCCGCAGUAGCAGUCUCACCAACCUCACUCGCAGCUUCACGACUACAUCCUCAUACCUCGCAUCCUCUACCUCAACGGCCGCCCCCGAAACUCCCGACAUCACCAACCACUACACCAUCUUCCGCAACACGCUUCCCGCCGGCCCGCCACCGCAGUCCCCGUUCGCAAUCCCGGCCGCGGACCUGCGUCGCGAGUUCCUCCAAUGGCAGUCCCGCAUUCAUCCAGACAAAUACCCCUCGGGUCCGCAGAAGCAGCAGGCCGAGGCUCUGUCGGCGCGGAUCAAUGAGGCCUACCGCACACUGCUGGACCCGCUGCUGCGCGCGCAGUACCUUCUCCGCGAGAUGCACGGGAUCGACGUCACGGCGGAGGACGGGGCGACCAAGCAUGCGCUGGAUGCCCAGACGUUGAUGGAGGUCAUGGAGGUGCAAGAGACGAUCGAGGAAGUCGGGGCCGAGGAGGGGGCCGAGGAGACGAUCCAGGAGUUGAAGCGGGAGAACGAGCAGCGGGUCCAAGGGUGUGUACGGACUUUGGAGGAGGCUUUUGACCGUGGGGAUAUUGAGAAGGCCCGGACCGAGUGCAUUAAGUUGCGGUUUUGGUAUAGUGUUGGAGAAGGGUUGAGAGAGUGGGAGCCUGGGACGAGGGAGAUUCGGUUGGUGCAUUAAUUGUGGGUGUCUUAGGGGCAUGAUGGGCUAGUUUGUGCAUGUAUACUACAUGUUAUACGUCUGCUCCACAAUUUCCUGGGCGAAUUAGAUAUAUAGAUGUUGUCGAUGUGAUCAAUGAUACCAUUCCA
Molecule: messenger RNA, 1013 nt
Organism: Aspergillus saccharolyticus JOP 1030-1
Lineage: Eukaryota; Fungi; Ascomycota; Eurotiomycetes; Eurotiales; Aspergillaceae
Product: J-type chaperone JAC1
Exons: 1
Coding region: 61-885 (274 amino acids)
Biological process (GO): protein complex oligomerization; [2Fe-2S] cluster assembly
Cellular component (GO): mitochondrion
Molecular function (GO): protein-folding chaperone binding; ATPase activator activity
Source: RefSeq, a predicted model, not a curated record